AUGUCGCUUGGCGAGGCCCCCUCGGAUCAUUCAACACAGGGGCAGACCUCCCUCGAAGUCUCGAAUGAGGACUAUGGAAACGGCAUACUCAACCAGGCCCACGAUCACGACAGCAACACUGAAGGCCAUCAGCUUCAAGCCUUUAAUUUCAAAGUCGAACGCCCCCAGUCCGUCGCCGGCGAAGCCCUCUGCAUCGCCCUCAUCUGCUCCUCCCAGCUCCUCACUCAAGCCAGUCUUACCCUCAGCAUCGUGCCCCAACAUAUCAUUGGUCGCUCGUUUGGCAUCGACGACCAGCCUGGCCAGCUGACCUGGUUCCCCGCUGGAUACUCUCUCACCGUCGGCACCUUCAUUCUCAUCGCAGGCCGCCUUGGCGAUGUCUUCGGCCACAAGCUCUUCUUCGUUGGCGGCUACGCCUGGUUCGGCUUGUGGUCUGCCCUCGCCGGCGUCGCCGUCUACAGCAGCCCCAGCUUCUUCAUUUUCUGCCGCGCCAUGUAG
Molecule: messenger RNA, 495 nt
Organism: Penicillium egyptiacum
Lineage: Eukaryota; Fungi; Ascomycota; Eurotiomycetes; Eurotiales; Aspergillaceae
Source: the annotation of a GenBank genome assembly